AUGAGGAAUUAUAGUGAAGAAUUGAAAAGGGUAGACCCCAAUCCCACUGUAAUUUUGAAGUUAACCGAUGAUGAAGAAGGUCCAAGGUUCCAAAGGCUCUAUAUUUGUUUUUCAGCACUUAAAGAAAGGUUUAAAGCUGCAUAUAGGCCUGUUGUGGGGGUUGAUGGUUGUUUUCUAAAAGGGGAGAAUGGGGGUCAAUUGUUAGCUGCAGUUGGUCUGGAUCCAAACAACAACAUUUAUCCAAUCUCUUAUGCCAUUGUUGAGGGUGAAACAAAGGAUAUUUGGCUGUGGUUUUUAAAGUUGGUGGAUAGUGACUUAGAAAUUGAGCAAAAUCAGCAUACAUGGACAUUUAUGUCUGAUAAACAAAAAGGUCUUAUCCCAGCCUUUGAGGAAUUAUUUCAACAUGCUGAUAAUAGAUUCUGUGUAAGGCACCUGCACAACAACAUGAAGAAAGAUGGAUUUGGAGGUUUAGCUAUCAAACAUGCUUUUUGGGCAGCUGCAAAAGCUACUAGGGUGGAGGAGUUUAAUAGAAGGAUGGAGGAGCUAAAGGAGAUUGAUGAAAGGGCUUACAUUUGUUUCAUACUUGAUGCUAGGGAAAGACCAAUGAUACCAUUGCUUGAGACUAUUAGGAAUUUGUUGAUGACCAGAAUGGUAUUGAAUAGAGAUAAGGAUGCUGGUGAGUGUAUUCCAAUGAGAGCAGAUGAUUGGCACUACCAAAUCAUGGGGCCAUUUGACCAGCAUACAGUGGAUAUGCAGUUGAGGACUUGCAGUUGUAAGAAGUGGGACUUAAAUAGAAUUCCAUGCAAGCAUGCUAUUUGUGCCAUCUGUGGGUGUGGACAAACAGGACACAAUGUGAGGAGAUGUGGACAGAGUGGAGGGACACAUGAAAGUAGAGCUGAGGAGAAUGUUAUGGAACCUCCAACCAAUCUAUCUGACCCUCAACCAACCACUCAAACUCAACCACAACCUCAACCAACCACACAACCUCAGCCUAACAGAAGGGGGAAACAUGAGGCCAGAAGACCAAGUAAUGUUGGAAUAAAUAUAGGACAUAUGUCCAAUGCAACUACUUCAGUGACUAUCAAUCAAGGUUCAGCAAAUAUUCUGGUGAAGGGAGGGGUGAACUACAUCACAUUGUCCAAUUUAAAAGCUUCAGUUGGGAAUCAAGACAAAGGGGCAUCAACCUCUACUCCUCAUUCAAUGAGACCACCACUCACAAAGACUCCCCUUCAAGGACUGCACAUUCAAGGACUGCACCUGGAUCUUUGUCUGCUCUAAGGACAAGAUCAACUCCCACCUCAAAUCCUACAAGGACAUCUACAAAAGAAGAUGGCACCUCAUCAAAGACUAGAUCUGAUGCUUCCAGUCUUUAGAUCAAUUUUAUGUUAUUUUUGUGUUUUUUGGUUUGAACUAUCUGUUUGGUGGUUGAUUUUGCAAUUUCUGAACUUAUGUAACAGAAAGAUUUGUUGUGUUUCUGUUACAAGUGUUUGUUGGUUUCAAGUAUGUGUUUUGUGCACUGUUGUGUUGGU
Messenger RNA from Erythranthe guttata (spotted monkey flower), 1529 nucleotides. Lineage: Eukaryota; Viridiplantae; Streptophyta; Magnoliopsida; Lamiales; Phrymaceae. The record is from RefSeq and is a predicted model, not a curated record.